GGGGACAUCAGUUGCUCUGCCACCUCCACUUUUGUGUAACGACCGCGCGACCACUGGAAGCCAUAACCAUGGCACAAAUCGUCCCAGACGAUCUCGAACAGCAGCGCAGUGUCCUUUUCUCUCAAUUUUUGAUUGAGACUAGGCAUGCGACUUUCAACUAUGACAACGCCAUUCAGAAGAUGCUGGCCAUCGAUCGAACGCGGUUGAUAGUCAAUCUAGAUGACCUCAGAGAGCACAGUGCCACCUCGCAGCAGUUGGCAGAAGGACUAUUGAAGCGCCCGAACGAGUUCAUCCCCGCCUGUGAACUGGCUCUCAGGGAAAGCGUCCAUCUAAAGCAUGACCCCGAUAAGCACAAUAUUGAUGGAAAGGACUACAAGCUUGGGUUCAAUGGGAGUUUCGGAGAUCAUCAUCUCACUCCACGUACUCUGCGGGCAACUCAUCUGGGGAAGAUGAUUAGUGUGGAGGGCAUCGUCACUCGUUGCUCUUUGGUCCGACCCAAAAUGCUAAGAUCAGUUCAUUACUGUUCAGACACCUCCUUUUUCCAUGCAAAAGAGUAUCAUGAUGGGAUGAGUGUGUCCACUCACGCUCCAACGUCUUCCGUCAUCCCCCAUACCGAUGACGAUGGGAAUCACUUGCAGAUGGAGUUUGGGCUCAGCACCUUCAGGGAUCAUCAGAGGAUUAGCAUUCAGGAGAUGCCCGAGUGUGCCCCUGCGGGCUUGUUGCCGCGAAGUAUCGAUGUUAUCAUGGAUGAUGAUUUGGUUGAUACCUGCAAACCAGGCGAUAGAGUGCAGUUGGUGGGGGUAUAUCGAAGCAUGGGAGGUGGGGGUGGUGGUUUUAAGGCGAUAUUAGUUGCGAAUUACGCUGUCCUCCUUGCAUCCAAAUCUGGAACGUCACUGGCCCAAGCAUCUCUGUCGGACACUGAUAUCCGUUAUAUCAACAAAUUGUCCAAGCGCCCUGAUAUUUUUACUCUUCUUUCAGACUCGCUGGCCCCUUCUAUAUUUGGGCAUGAAUACAUCAAAAAGGCUGUGUUGCUUCUUCUGCUGGGCGGUACAGAGAAGAACCUGCCAAAUGGAACACAUAUUCGUGGAGACAUCAAUAUUCUCAUGAUUGGGGAUCCAUCUACGGCAAAGUCUCAAAUGCUACGAUUUGUUCUUAACACUGCCCCUCUUGCCAUUGCAACGACGGGUAGGGGCUCGAGUGGAGUGGGUCUCACCGCCGCCGUGACAUCAGAUAAGGAAACGGGAGAAAGGAGAUUAGAGGCAGGCGCAAUGGUAUUGGCAGAUAAGGGCGUAGUCUGCAUCGACGAGUUCGAUAAGAUGUCGGACAUCGAUCGUACUGCUAUGCAUGAGGUUAUGGAACAGCAAACAGUAACCAUUGCGAAAGCUGGGAUUCAUACAAGUUUGAAUGCUCGAUGCAGCGUCAUAGCGGCUGCCAAUCCCACUUAUGGCCAAUAUGACGUUCACAAGGAUCCACAUCGCAAUAUCGCACUGCCGGAUUCACUUUUGUCACGCUUCGACCUGCUAUUUGUUGUCACAGAUGAUGUAGACGAGAUACGGGACCGCAAUAUUGCCGAUCAUAUAUUGCGUAUGCAUCGCUACCUUCCCCCAGGUGCUGAAGAAGGGGCUCCCUUAUCUGACUCGCGUCUGCAGUGGCUUGCGGUGGAAGCUCCGUCGGCUGAUUUCUCAUCUCUGCCCACACAGAGUCCGUUUGAGCGGUAUAAUCCUUUGCUCCACGCGGGUAUUAUUGAGGGGUCUAGAAGGAAGUCAAGAAGGAAAAGUAACAAAGAGAUUCUGACAAUCACUUUCGUCAAGAAAUACCUCCAGUAUGCGAAAGCACGACCUCCGCCCCAGUUGACUCGGGGAGCUGCGGAUUGGAUAGCAGAAGUAUAUACGAACUUUAGGAACGAUGAUAUUGACAAGAACACCAAACGUACAUCCCCUCUGACCGCGAGGACCCUCGAAACUCUCAUACGUCUCGCUACGGCUCAUGCCAAGUCGAGGUUAUCUUCGACAAUAGAUGAGAUAGAUGCUGGCGUGGCAGAGUCCAUCUUAAAAUACGCUCUCUUUAAAGAAGUGUUGAAGCCAGUCAAGCGCAAACGCCGGAAACUCAACCGUGGAACAGCAGUGGAAGAUGGAGAUAUCGAAAGCGAAACAGACAGCGGCUCAGAACUGGAAACCGAGCGGAUGAAGGGAGAUCCUGACGAAAAUCCCAGCAAGACAAUCACUACUGGGUCAUCUAUCCCGGGGACUGAGAUGGAAAUUGAAACUCGGAGAGAGGGGAGUCAGCUGGCACCUGAAAGGCUCCAACUCUUCCGGCAGAAGCUGGCUGAUGUGUUUUCCACAACGUUUUCGCAAGAUGACGCAGUCCCAAUGGGUCAAUUGCUUCAAGUGAUCAAUGAGAGCUUGCAUUCUUCGAUGAUGUUUGGUGCAGCAGAAGCAAAACUUUGCGCGUUAACGAUGACUGAAGGAAACGAUAUUUUAUUGAGUGAAGAUGUAGUAUACAGGCUCUGACUUUGGUUCGUAUUUGUGACACUUUUGGUAACCAACUAUAUACAAUUUGAACAUAAUAUAUAAUGAUACCUCAACGGAUCC
Messenger RNA from Cantharellus anzutake, 2591 nucleotides. RefSeq lists its product as uncharacterized. Bases 69 to 2510 code for a protein of 813 amino acids. The transcript has 8 exons. Gene Ontology annotation, biological process: mitotic DNA replication initiation; double-strand break repair via break-induced replication; DNA strand elongation involved in DNA replication. Gene Ontology annotation, cellular component: nucleus; MCM complex. Gene Ontology annotation, molecular function: ATP binding; single-stranded DNA helicase activity; ATP hydrolysis activity. NCBI's taxonomy places the organism in Eukaryota, Fungi, Basidiomycota, Agaricomycetes, Cantharellales, Hydnaceae. The record is from RefSeq and is a predicted model, not a curated record.